UGCGUGUUUGCGUCGGCAAUUAGCAUCACAAUAAAGGUGGACCGGGACCUCAUACAGAUUUGUUUAGCAAAGCUUUAAGGACUGGAAGGUUGGGUGUGUAUGAGUGUGCCGGUAUCCUAGAUAAAAGGUAGAAUGUCUCUCGCAGAUGACUGGGCUCAGUCUGCUGACAAGCAGGAAUCAGUGCUCUCCUCAAAGGUGGGCGGCCUUCAGCUGGGCGCCGGCGACGCUCCGGCCGCCGAGAACGGCGCUGCCGAUGACGUGGGCUCGGCGGCCGACUCGUCCCUGCUGCAGAAGGUGAUCAGGACCGGGCUCAUCAAGAACAAGAAUGACAUCGAGGUGCAGCGCUCAGACCCCAACUCGCCGCUGUACUCCAUCAAGUCGUUCGAGGCCCUUAAUCUGCGGCCGGAGCUGCUCAAGGGCGUCUACGCCAUGGGCUUCAACGCGCCCUCCAAGAUCCAGGAGAUGGCGCUGCCGAUCCUGCUGGCUGACCCCCCGCAGAACCUGAUCGCUCAGUCGCAGUCCGGCACGGGCAAGACGGCCGCCUUCGUGCUGGCCAUGCUCAGCCGGGUGGACAUCACCAAGAACUACCCGCAGGUGCUCUGCCUCUCCCCGACGUACGAGCUGGCGCUGCAGACGGGGGACGUGGCGCAGAAGAUGGCCCAGUACUGCCCCGACAUCAGGAUCAAGUUCGCCGUGCGCGGCGAGGAGCUGGCGCGCGGCUCGCACCUGGACGAGCACAUCGUCAUCGGUACCCCGGGCAAGGUGCUCGACUGGGGCAUCAAGUUCCGUUUCUUCGACAUCAAGAAGAUCUCGGUGUUCGUGCUGGACGAGGCGGACGUGAUGAUCUCGCUGCAGGGCCACCAGGACCAGAGCAUCCGGAUACACAAGAUGGUGCCGAAGUCGUGUCAGAUGCUGUUCUUCUCUGCCACUUACAACACGGAGGUGAUGAACUUCGCAGAGGCCAUCGUGUCAAACCCAGUCAUCAUUAAAUUGAAACGAGAGGAAGAGAGCUUGGAUAACAUCAAGCAGUACUACGUGGAUUGUCAGUCCGAGGAGGCCAAGUACCAGGCCAUCUCCAACAUCUACGGCGUCAUCACCAUCGGCCAGGCCAUCAUCUUCUGCCACACGAAGCGGACCGCCUCCUGGCUCUCCAACAAGAUGAUCCAGGACGGCCACAGCGUGGCGCUGCUCUCCGGCGAGUUGACGGUCGAGCAGCGCAUCAGCGUGCUGGACCGCUUCCGCGACGGCAAGGAGAAGAUACUCAUCACUACCAACGUGCUGUCGCGCGGCAUCGACGUGGAGCAGGUGACGAUCGUGGUCAACUUCGACCUGCCGGUGGACCAGACGGGCGCCGCCGACUGCGAGACGUACCUGCACAGGAUCGGGCGGACCGGCCGCUUCGGCAAGGCCGGCAUCGCCAUCAACCUGGUGGACGGCCGGCGCUCCAGCAACGCCGUCCUCCAGCAGAUCGUGCAGCACUUCGGGCGGAAAAUUCACAAGCUGGACGUGGAAGACGUGGACGAAAUAGAAAGGAUCAACAAAGACUAGACCAUCACCAUCUCAACAGCCGUCCUUUGGCGGAGUCGUGACCGCGCCACGCCGGAGCGGGGCCGGCGGCCGGCACCAGCUCCGCUCGCUUCAUUUCCACGCCGACCGUUGUACCUGGGCACGCGUGCGCCGAGUGUUCGCGCGGGUGCGCGUGCAGAGGAGAUUCCCGCACUGCUUACGCUUAUGCAUUUCGUCGCCGGAGUGACGCCCUUGGCGGCCAUUGUGUGCGGUCAUGACUGGACGAGUCUCCCAGAUAGAAAUAAAUUUUGUAUUUACA
Pollicipes pollicipes is the source of this 1825-nucleotide messenger RNA. Its product is annotated as DEAD-box helicase Dbp80. The transcript has 12 exons. Gene Ontology annotation, molecular function: RNA helicase activity; ATP binding; nucleic acid binding. Bases 133 to 1548 code for a protein of 471 amino acids. Lineage: Eukaryota; Metazoa; Arthropoda; Thecostraca; Pollicipedomorpha; Pollicipedidae. The record is from RefSeq and is a predicted model, not a curated record.